Molecule: messenger RNA, 1779 nt
Organism: Fomitiporia mediterranea MF3/22
Lineage: Eukaryota; Fungi; Basidiomycota; Agaricomycetes; Hymenochaetales; Hymenochaetaceae
Exons: 1
Coding region: 1-1779 (592 amino acids)
Biological process (GO): protein phosphorylation
Molecular function (GO): ATP binding; protein kinase activity
Source: RefSeq, a predicted model, not a curated record
AUGGUCGACUUUGUAUCCUUAGUCCUGGGGUUUCCCGCAACUGUCGAGGGUAUUGUCAAGACAUGUAGGGUAGUACACGAUUAUCGCCAAUUGCAGGACGAUCAUAGGUUAGCAAUUAACCGGGCUAUCUUUGGAACGAAAAAGCUUGCCUACUACGUUGCGUUUAUCAACGUCAAAGCAGUCCAUACAGAUCCUCAGAGCUUGGAAGCUCGCCGACAGCACCUACUCAUAGAAGCAUUCUUGCAUGCAAGUGAUGCAAUGCUGACUAUGGCAUACGUUGUCGAGAGCUGGACAGUCAGGCUACGAAUGGACACAGCAAAAAGUGGUAGGGAGUAUAUGGCUCGUCUUGCUGCAGCGGUAGCGGAGAAGUUAGCGCGAAGCCAGAAAAGUUCAAAUGUAACAGGAUUCGAUCGUUCUCGGAUGGGUAAACUGGUCUCUGAAGUUGCAUACCUUGCAAUGGGCUGCCGCCAAAUCAACGAUUCCAUGGAUGCACUCGAAAGAUGGACUGGAAACCUCAGGGAUAUACUUCUAUCUUUCCAAGAUUUGAGGUCUGUUAGGGAUCCGUUUCCAGGCUCGGAGGAUGAAAUGAAGGACAUUGCCGAUGAACUACUGCUUAUCUCUCGGUUGAAGACUCGCGCAGAACAAAACGAGACGGUGAAUCAUAUAGUAGCUUCGGAAAUCGACACAUAUAAAGACCUAGACGAAAUCCAUCCGACCGGUUUUUAUUCAAUCGAGAAGGGCCGUUACAUGGGCUGCAUCAUUGACAGACGCGACAUGAACUACCUCAUUGCACAGGAGAAGGGAGAGCAGGCUGUCAGCGAGACAGACAAUAUUGCGCGACUCUUUGCAGAAGAACGUUCGGGGACAGCAAAUGUGUACACUGCCAGCUUUGGAAUCCUACGUUGUUGUGGAUGGGCUCAGGUGUCAACCAGAUUCUUAAGCACAGAGCACGAUUUGGUUCUCAGGCCACCUUCAGGAACGAGCUCUCCACGUACCCUGCGUAUGCUUCUCCUCGAUGGUCCUCCACAGCAUCCACUGGAAUCACGCCUCCAAUUUUGCAUUCAGCUUGCAACGUCUGUACUCAUUGUUCACUCCUUGAAUCUGGUUCAUAAGGACAUUCGGCCAGACUCGAUACUCGUUUUCGAAUCGCUCAAACCACUCAAUGCCAAGGAAGACGAUUUCUUCCCGAAAAAGCUCGGUUCUCCUUAUCUUGCCCGUUUUGAUCGCGCACGAUCCGAGGAUGUCGACACUGUAAUAAAUCCCUUUGCUUAUUCACCCUAUAUGAGGGAUUUAUAUACUCAUCCUGUCCAUACCACGAGUGCAGAGCACAUUCGGUAUAGCAUGCGCGAUGACAUCUACAGCCUUGGAGUCGUUCUUAUCGAGGUGGCGCUCUGGAAAUCUUUGUUCUCCUGGUCAGAACAGAAAAAAUGUUACGACGCAGACUUCUCUUGGUUCGAUUUCUCAGUUGAAAAGUACAAACAAAUAUUUACAGACAGGGGUCAGCCAGAGUACAGAAACAGGGGUUGGCUGGUACGUUGGGACUUAAUUGAACUAGCGGAGCGCGAAAUUCCGGUCAUCAUGGGCACGACGUUCAAGGACGUAGUCGUGUCGUGUCUGACGUUCGGAGAACCAUCGAAGCCUACCCUGGACGAGUCUGUCAAGAAGAUCAUGGAGGCCGGCUAUCAGCCACAAGGCGAAAGCGUGCUGUUUGUCCAGAAUAUCUUGUCGAAGCUGCGGAGACUUAAUUUAUCUUGCAGAGAUCUGUCUCCACAAGCGUGA